Molecule: messenger RNA, 1869 nt
Organism: Suillus bovinus
Lineage: Eukaryota; Fungi; Basidiomycota; Agaricomycetes; Boletales; Suillaceae
Product: aspartic peptidase domain-containing protein
Exons: 10
Coding region: 355-1752 (465 amino acids)
Biological process (GO): proteolysis
Molecular function (GO): aspartic-type endopeptidase activity
Source: RefSeq, a predicted model, not a curated record
CACUCACCAUGGGCUCAGCCGUCGAGCACUGAAGAACGGAAGCGGUGAAGGUUGUAUCUAGCCCUCGUGAGCGCUGUCUUUGGUCUUUUGUGCUGAAUCCAGCCAGGAUUCACAAAAAAACCUACGUUCAACAUUCACACAAUUGGACGACUAUUUUGCUCGUGGCUGUUCUCAGAGCAACCAAACCUGUUGGAACAUGAAACUUGUUAUAAUGCUUGAAAGGGAGCUGCACAGGUCCAUUGUUGCUCGUCCUUUUUUCUUCCGCUAUCAACUCGCAGGCUCGAGUCAUUUUUCCCCUAGACUGCAGGCAGUCUGUCGUUUUAAUUCAUUUGUAAAUUUGCUUUCUAGAGCGUUAUGUUUGCUCCAGCUAGCCUCACGGCCCUUUUGUUCAUUCUGCUAUCCCAAGAUGUAUCAGGAGCACCAACAGCAUCAACGGCUGUCGUAGGGCGGAGUAUGCCUAUUCGCAGGCUUAACCCUCUUUCACGGAAUCUCACGCUGGUGGCUCAGCGAGCGAGAAACCAAAGGGAUUUACUUGCUGUGAAGUAUAGCGGCCAGUCGCUUCAGCAGAGGGGUACUGGAUAUAACCUCAUCGUCAAUCAGGAAACUGAUACAGGUUACUAUGGAACCAUAGCAAUCGGGACGCCGCCAGUAUCCUAUGAUGUGAUUCUUGACACUGGUUCAUCUGAUCUUUGGUUGACCAGUUCUACUUGCGGAGCAAGCUGCGGAACCAGCCCUACAUACGAUCCUGCAAUGUCGUCUACUUUUCAAAAUCUUUCAACACCGUUUGAGAUUCAAUAUGGCUCGGGUGCAGUGGCUGGUUAUGUUGCUGAGGAGACUGUUCAGAUGGCUGGUUUCUCUGUGGCAAAACAAGGCUUUGGCGUUGUCGAUGCUCUUUCAUCAGCCUUCAACACGAACCCUGUAUCAGGAAUAAUGGGUCUUGCCUGGAGUUCGCUUUCUUCUACGCAACAGACGCCCUUCUGGCAAACUCUAGCUAGUGAUGGAAGUUGGGAUUCUGCGUUAUUCGGAGUGCAGCUCACACGCUACGGCAAUGUGUCUGGUGCAGCUCAAAACGAGCCCGGAGGUGUCAUUGACAUGGGUUACACCAACAGCAGUCUCUACACAGGGUCAAUUGAAUACCAUGAUCUUGUUGGAACACCGCAAUACUGGGAGAUUAACAUGAGCGAGCUGACUGUGCAGGGAAAUUCCAUUGACAUCGCAGGGAUCUCGACUGCUAUCAUCGACACUGGAACCACAGACAUUGCAGGCCCCGCCAGUGCCAUUGCGAGCAUCUACGCACAGAUCCCUGGAUCACAAGCAGGAACGGGUCAAUUAGAAGGAUAUUACACUUAUCCCUGUAGCACGACGGUGAAUGUACAGUUCAACUUUGGUGGUAACACUUGGUCAAUGAGCCCUGCGGACUUCACGCACUCCCAGGCCAGUACCACGGAGUGUAUUGGGGCUUUCUUUAUCUCCUCAAUCGGCCAAGGGGGUCCUUCAUGGGUCAUUGGCGACGCAUUCCUUAAAAAUGUUUACUCUGUCUUCAAGUACAGUCCAGCCUCUGUUGGUUUUGCUGCGCUAUCAGAGACUGCUAUCGCUCAGAAUGGUGUCAAAGCUGCCGUACCAUCCCCGACAAUCGGCGCUGUGACGGCUGUGACUGGUACUGUAUCGAGUGGUGCCUUGUCAAGUCGUCCUUUGAGUAUAUUGCUCUGUUUCUGGCUAGCUUCUACAUCGAUAGCUUUUUUGUUUUGGUGAUUUUGUUGAUACAGACAUUUGACAUAGUUAUACAUUCAUUGCAACGUGCUGGGGUUCUGGAUGUGUUAAUAUGGAUAUUUCACAUAAUUAUCAUCCGUUGAGAAGUUGCCACAAAAC